Molecule: messenger RNA, 1939 nt
Organism: Anopheles darlingi
Lineage: Eukaryota; Metazoa; Arthropoda; Insecta; Diptera; Culicidae
Product: GATA zinc finger domain-containing protein 1
Exons: 2
Coding region: 155-1126 (323 amino acids)
Biological process (GO): chromatin organization
Cellular component (GO): nucleus
Source: RefSeq, a predicted model, not a curated record
UCGGCGGGGGAGCUUUACAUUUCGCGUCCUAAAACGAAGCCACAAAUCGGGAUUAAUUCUUCUAAUCAGGACAGCGGUAAAUACCGCUGGGGAACAGGGCUGUGAUAAAGGUAUCGACAGAACUUAGGCAGGUGGCUUCAACCGAAUCCAAACGAUGCCACCGAAGGUGCAAAAGUGUUCGCUAUGCCGGUCGCUUCGUUCGGAGAAAUGGUAUAUGCUGGAUCGCCGCUGGAUCUGCUCAGUCUGCCACGAUAUACAGCUGAACCCUCCACUUGAGGCACUGCGCGAACGAUCACCGGAUCGGGCGAUCGCUGGCCCGACAGGUAAACAGUCAGUGGCCCGCGCCGGUGAUCCGAUGGAUGUGGAUGAUCCCGGCGAGGGCACCUCGAAGCAGACGGAACCGAAAGGAAAGAAGAAGCACACCGUCACGUUCGCGGAUCCGCCCGAAACGGAUCUGACCGGCACUGGGACGGCGGAAGCAGGCAACGAAGAAGCGAAGGACACGGUAGCGCCACUCGGUACGUUUUCGCCGCGUCGCUUGCGGCGUCGCAUCUGUCCCGUGGUCAAGCCGACCGUACGCAAACGAGCCGCCUCUGGCAAGCCGGUCCGUCGGGCCUACCUCAAAUCGAAAGCCAAAUCACGUCGCUCGAUCCUCAAGAAACCACCGACCAAAUCGACGACGGAAACCGCCUACACCAAAUCCGUGCAGAAGGUGUUCCACGAGAACCAAUGCUACCAGGUCGGUGACAUCGUGUCGAUGGUGGACCAGAAGGACAAUACGUACUACGCCCAAAUCAAUGGGUUGCUGAUUGAUAUUUAUCGCGAGAAAAGCGCCACCCUGACCUGGCUGAUACCGACCACCUGCAGUCCGCCGCCGAACGAGGGCUUUGACGCAUCCACCUACAUCAUCGGACCGCUGGAGGACAUGCCGCGCCGGCUGAACUACAUGCAGUUCGUGAUGAAUGCACCGAGCAACUUCUACUUGGACAGGCAGAACCCAUUCCCAAGCCCGGAAACCUACGGACCGACCAACACGAGCCAGCGUAACAAUCGCAACUACGUGUGGGCCAACAUCUCCCACCUUCACCACGGCGAGCACGUACCGCUGCCAAGCGGGGUGGUUUAGGACGCUCCUUAUUGCCCCUCUCUGCCCCGAGAUCGCUCACAAAACACACGCAUCGACUAGCUCCUUUAACAAGGAACACACCGCUCGCCCGCCAUAUUAAGACAUGAGCGGCAAUAAACUGUAACUUAUCGUGUACCACUAGCAUACCCAUCCUAAAACUCUGCAAUAAUUGCGUCUAGGCAUCGUGAUCGACAAAGAAAAACGCAAACAAUUCGCACACGUAAAAAUGAUCAGUAUUAGAGCAUUCAUUAAACGUACUCGAUUCAUUUAGCAGUUUGGUUUUUCUUCCUUCCCGUGUGUGAUUGUCAAACUUGUACCUGGGUGCUGAACAGAGGGAGCCAUAAUACGAGCAAGGGGUGGCACAUGAAUGCAUGCAGUAGAUCAACGAGAUCGCUGAAACGCUUCCCGGCAGGAUAUGCACGGUUGGUGGCUUCGCCAAGCACAUCGCCGGAAGUUUGGCGCCACUGGCUACCCGCAUACCCGAUUCCCUAUUCUUCUUUCAACUUCUUUCUAUCUAGCGUGCUUUUCUGCGUUUGUUUUCCUGCGCCAGUAAUGACGUGGCGCUGCGGAGAAUAGUUUGCUCGGACACAUUACGAUCCGUGCAAUCGAUUUAUUCUGAUUGGUUUCGUUCUAACACUUUCCUCUCGUUUCCGUUGAGAGGAUCAAUUAUGGGAGGUGUCCUUUUUUUUUUAGACAACCCGUUGACCGCUGCUUACACGGACUUGAUCAUUUAAUCCUUGAAACCCGCUCGUAACGCCUUUCAUAAAUCAAACAACGCAUGUUCGUGUAUUUCCAAAUAGCGGCUACUAGGCG